This is a messenger RNA of Xylaria bambusicola, 813 nucleotides long. RefSeq names its product yippee. Bases 294 to 626 code for a protein of 110 amino acids. Gene Ontology annotation, cellular component: ubiquitin ligase complex. The record is from RefSeq and is a predicted model, not a curated record. NCBI's taxonomy places the organism in Eukaryota, Fungi, Ascomycota, Sordariomycetes, Xylariales, Xylariaceae. The transcript has 2 exons.
GACUUUAAAGUCCAACCAAGCCUUCAUAGUAACAAAACAAAUAUCAGAUCAUUCGCCAGAAAUAGUUAGGAAAAAGAAAGCCGACGAUAGUUCGACCCAACCACCGAUCAUUGCGAGCACGGACGGACGAACGACCGGGCACAGUCCACAGUCGUCUCCCGCGCUUAGCGGACGGAGGCUAGAGUCCAUCGUGAACAAGCUCUCGGCCGACAUCACUUGGCUUUGGCGGUAUCUCUAUACGAACCGGCUCCUGCUAAAUUACACCUAGGACUCAUUCUUUGUCUGUACGCACAAUGGGUCUUCUCUACAAUACGUAUUUGAGUAGCAACAAGAUCUACGGAUGCAAAAAUUGCAAGACUCAUUUAGCAAAUCAUGAGGAGAUUAUAAGCAGGAACUUCCGUGGCCAGCAUGGUAAAGCUUAUCUGUUCAAUACGGUCGUCAAUAUCGAAGCCGGCGAGCCCUCUGAGCGUAGCAUGACUACGGGGCGCCAUAUAGUCCGUGAUAUCACUUGUCGCCAAUGCAAGGAGACUGUUGGCUGGAAGUAUGACAAAGCCUUCGAAAACAACGAAAAGUACAAGGAAGGGAAAUUCAUACUCGAGUUCGAGCUACUUUGCGUUGUAUCGUAAUGCAAAACAACAACGUUGAUUUCAGUAUCACACUAUGGCAUAUAUAGCUGGUUAUCCGGAUGAAGUAGUCGACAGACUGACGACAUGUUGCUGUAACCUGCCCCGCACUUGCGUAUCGUGUUGGUUGAUAACGUCGAAGGCAGAACCCCUCUCUGAGUAGAGAGACUAUCAUGCUGCUCCUCGUCCC